AUGCAGAAAGAUCGAUCGAAAGAGGGGAGAGAGAUAGAUGAGAGAGAACUGAAGUUUGAGAUCGUCCAUUUCAUACUGACCAUCGUCGUCGCCAUUGUCGGAGAAGACAGAGAAGUCUCUCGACUUGAGGGGAGCGGUCUUUCCUGUAAGACCACCUUAUACCGAGUUUGUGUUCGCGGGUCAAGUCCAGUUCAUUUCAUUCGCGGGUCAAAAUAUUCGGACCCUAUAAAAAGUCUUUUCACGCUUCUUUUUCCUCAUUUCAAUUUUCAAAAUACACUGUUCACAUUUAGGAGAGAGAAAGUUCUUCAUCUUCUCCGCCGAUUCUUCUUCUUCCAUCUUCGUCUUCACUUCUGCUCGAGGUUUCCUACAAUUCUGCUCUUUUUUCUUCAAUUCUCGACUCAACGUCUCUGCUUCUUCUUCGUUUCUUCGGUUUUGUGUUAUGGUGCCAAAUUCAGAGGAACUCUGAACUCUGGCUAUGCUACUGCUGGUGGAUCUAGUAAUGUUGAAUUGAUGGAAGAAUUGGACCGACUGGUGGCUUUCUGGUGGCUGCGACACAGAAGCCCCGCGAGGUUUGUGUGGGCUUGUGACGCUAGGCUUGCGCCACUAGGCGUGUUGUGCUGGUUGUCAUUCCGGUGGCUGCUAGAGUUGACGCGAUUGUGAAUUGCAGUUGUUAUG
This is a messenger RNA of Spinacia oleracea (spinach), 675 nucleotides long. RefSeq lists its product as uncharacterized. The record is from RefSeq and is a predicted model, not a curated record. NCBI's taxonomy places the organism in Eukaryota, Viridiplantae, Streptophyta, Magnoliopsida, Caryophyllales, Amaranthaceae. Bases 1 to 660 code for a protein of 219 amino acids. The transcript has 3 exons.